Colossoma macropomum (tambaqui) is the source of this 2998-nucleotide messenger RNA. It is a transcript of the gene hyal2b, whose product is annotated as hyaluronidase 2b. Bases 357 to 1784 code for a protein of 475 amino acids. The record is from RefSeq and is a predicted model, not a curated record. Gene Ontology annotation, molecular function: hyaluronoglucuronidase activity; hyalurononglucosaminidase activity. Lineage: Eukaryota; Metazoa; Chordata; Actinopteri; Characiformes; Serrasalmidae. The transcript is spliced from 6 exons. Gene Ontology annotation, biological process: hyaluronan catabolic process; carbohydrate metabolic process.
UCAGCACAUUCACUCAGCGAGUGAAACGUUGCUCGAGCAGGGGGUUGUGGACAUUUCGUGAGGGGGAAAAAGUCCAAAUAUACGAAAAGUGCAGCUCAAAAACGUCUAAUUUUAGUUUAAAUUCAACCCAGGUGCCUCUUAAGUUUAUGAAAAGUGACUUCGGCAGUGAUGGAGCGAGUCUGCUUCGGUUUAGUUUGUGAAAGAUCCGAGUGGAAUAAGCCGGUCUCCUGAGGCGGGACGCUCAACGUCUUCUUGGGAUAGGAAGCAGAAGCAGAGUCUGACCAAGCUGACCAAGGACAGGCUCAGUGGCCACUGUACAGGUCAAAAAAGGGACGUGGAGGUGGCCUGUGUGAGAAAUGGGUCCUGUCCCUCCGUCUCUCUCACUCUUCAUGCGGCUGCUCUGUCUGACCGCUCUGUGGUCCAGCCCACACGCUCAGGAGCUCAGGUCCACCAGGUGGCCGCUCUAUUCCCAGAAGCCUUUUCUGCUGGCCUGGAACGCUCCCACCGAAGAUUGCACCCCGCGGUAUGGCGUCCGCUUACAGCUGGACCAGUUCCAGAUCGUGGCGUCUCCGAACGAAGGCUUCGUCAGACAGAACCUGACCAUCUUCUACAAGGACCGCCUGGGUCUGUACCCGUAUUACAAACAGGACGGGACGCCUGUGAACGGCGGCCUGCCGCAGUUGGCCAGCCUCGCAGAGCACCUGGACAAAAUGCCAAAAGGCAUCGAGAAGUACAUCAGAGAGAGGAGUGCGAAGGGGCUGGCUGUCCUGGACUGGGAGGAGUGGAGACCCCUCUGGAUCCGGAACUGGGACGCCAAAAACAUCUACAGGAACAAAUCCCGACAGCUGACCUCAGAGAAAAACCCCAGCUGGACGCCAGAUCACGUGGCCAAAGUGGCGCAGCAGGAGUUCGAGCUGUCCGCCCGCAGGUUCAUGUCCGAGACGCUGCGUCAGGCGAAGAGUCUUCGUCCUCAGCAGCUCUGGGGUUUUUACCUGUUCCCCGACUGCUACAACCACAACUACCACAACAGCCAGGACAACUACACGGGCCGCUGCCCGGACGUGGAGGUGACCCGCAACGACCAGCUGAUGUGGCUGUGGACGGAGAGCACGGCUCUCUAUCCCUCCAUCUACAUGAGCCGGAUACUGAAGGACCAGACCAGCAGGAGGCAGUUCGUGAGGAACCGGGUCAGAGAGGGGAUGAGGCUGGCGUCUGUCGGGAACGGAACCGCUCGGCCCGUGUUCGUGUACACGCGGCCCACGUACUCUAACGAAGUCAUACCACUAACGGAGGUGGACCUGAUCUCCACUAUAGGUGAGAGUGUGUCUCUGGGGGCUGCUGGUGUGAUCUUCUGGGGCGACUCCAUCUACGCCAGCAGUAACGUCAUCUGUUCCAGUCUGAGUGAUUACCUGCGCGACUCGCUGGGCCGUUACCUGCUGAACGUGUCCUCGGCGGCGGAGCAGUGCAGCCGGUUCCUGUGCGAUUACCAUGGGCGCUGCCUGCGCAGACGGCCCGACACCGACACCUACCUGCACCUGAGUGCAGCCACUCACAAGCUGGAGCUGCAGGGUGGCCGGCUGGUGGUGCGCGGUCAGAUGGGGCCGGAGGAGCAGGCCAGGCUGCGGGAGGACUUCCAGUGCCAGUGCUACACCGGGUACAAGGGCCCAGGCUGCAGCCAGAAAGAGAGCCGAAACGGAGCUGAAUCUGCCCGGACCGCUCACUGUACCAGCCUGCAGGGGGCGCUGGUGCUCACGCUCAUGCUAGUGCUGGGAUUUCUGCAGUGAGGAGCGGAGAGACGGGGUGUUAGAGAAGCAGCACUGCGGAAACGAUAGAGAAUCCUUCACGCUGGAAUCCAGGUGGUUUGAUGGUGCCUUCACGUGUUCGUCGGAUAUUUCCCGCCUGCAAAGUCGUAAUUAUGAACUUGGAAAUGUAAAGGAUAUCAGGAAGCUGUUUGGGAAAACUUACUUUUGACGAAACUGGAUAAACUGGCCUUGAAUUCGUUUAUCAACAACAGUUGUGUGCAAAAGAUUGGUCAGAAACACGUUUUGUUAAUUUUCUACGUGAAAAUAAGUUAAAACAUCCUCUACAGCGAAAACAUUUUAAAGCGCAAUUACUGUUUAUUUGCUUAAACAUACUGGAAAAACAAAUAAAACAUGAAAUGUGGCCAGUGCAGAAGUUAGGGAACAUUUCUAUCAAUUAAAAAAAUGUAUUGAAAAUUUUAACCAAAAUUUUGCAGAAGAUGCUAGUUUUAAGUUUAUUUCCUGCAGAGGAAACAAAUAUUUACUGCGAAAAUCAACAAAACGUGUAAUUUUUUAUUUUUUGGGGGAUGUUCGAACUUUUGCAUACAACUGUAAAUACGGCUUCAGUUGGCUACAAACUACAACGUGAUAAUUUGAAUAAAAUGCAGUGCACAAAGAGUGGAACCUUAAAUUGCUAGCCGAGCCUAUUUGAUGAAUCCCCCGCUAACGUUAGCUCGUAGCUAGCCUGAUCUGUUUCGCUCUCUUUUUAGCGUUUUCCCUACAUACUAAAAAUGUGCACAGUGCAGCUAAUAAUUACAAAUGUAAGUAAAUGCCUGUUGCAUAAUUGGUGAUUAUAAAACGUAAAUUAAAUUUGGAAAAGUAAACAGUCGCCCUUCUUAUCGACCACUGAAAAUGGCCGUUACUUCGCUAAGACAACAGGGUACAGAUUGAAAACAACUUGAGUUUUAAAAUUAAAGUGUUUCCAAAGCUUCCGCUUGUAAUCACGACUUUAAAGGACGCUAAUGCUCAACUGUUCAGGUCAGGAAGUCGUGUUUACGGUAAUUCCGGUGACACGUGAAAGCAGCACGAGCCCUGGAUGUGAUGUAAAUAAACAUGGAGCGAAAGCGGAGAAGAAACAUGGAGACACGAUACCAACUUGUAGAGAGCAGAAUUCCCGCUCUGUAAUAAUGUUAAUAACUUUUGGGUUUCUCAAACACUAGAGGGCGCUCCCGAGCGAGUCCAGAAUGAAUGGGUUGAUA